Molecule: messenger RNA, 468 nt
Organism: Cooperia oncophora
Lineage: Eukaryota; Metazoa; Nematoda; Chromadorea; Rhabditida; Trichostrongylidae
Source: the annotation of a GenBank genome assembly
AUGGCGCCGUUGGUGCACCGAUUCUCCGAAGCGGCUAAGGACCCUCAGAAAUUGGCUGAGUUGAAGAUAAUGCUGAAUGUGCUUUGUCACGAGACUUCCUAUGUCGACGAGUGCCGCAUGAUGAAGUCCAUCGUUCUCUUAGCUGUUGUCGCUGCAUGCUAUGCAUUCGACAAAGAGUCGAUGCUGAAGCACAACAAGAUCAGCAAAGAACCUGUCGGCAGCGUUGAUAUGCCCUCCACAUGUGAAGAAUGCAAAUCGUUGGUGCACCGAUUCUCCGAAGCGGCUAAGGACCCUCAGAAAUUGGCUGAGUUGAAGAUAAUGCUGAAUGUGCUUUGUCACGAGACUUCCUAUGUCGACGAGUGCCGCAUGAGGAUGCUCACCGCGUUUGCAAGUCAUUCCACAUGUGCUCCAACUCUCGUCUUGAAGCAUUCCACCGAAUCGGACUGCUCUACGCAAAGAGAACGAUGA